This is a messenger RNA of Dothidotthia symphoricarpi CBS 119687, 1086 nucleotides long. RefSeq names its product mitochondrial carrier. Bases 1 to 1086 code for a protein of 361 amino acids. The transcript is spliced from 7 exons. Gene Ontology annotation, biological process: transport. NCBI's taxonomy places the organism in Eukaryota, Fungi, Ascomycota, Dothideomycetes, Pleosporales, Dothidotthiaceae. The record is from RefSeq and is a predicted model, not a curated record. Gene Ontology annotation, molecular function: transmembrane transporter activity.
AUGCCCGAGCAGGGAGAAACGAGGCCGGAGAUCAAGACUCUCUCCACCAGGCCGCGAGAUCUGACCGACGUCUCCCGCGCGGUACUGCGCAGCGAGCAGGCGAAACGAUGGACCAAGAAGUACAGGACCGAGGUUGCUGCGAGCUCUAGCAGCUUGCUCUCUACAAUUGCCGCAUAUCCUCUGGACUCCGUAAAGACACGACUUCAAGCCUACAAGUUCAAUUCAUUCUCCGACUGUGUUCGCCAAACAUACGCGAGUGAAGGAGUCCACGGUUUCUGGCGUGGCGUGUGGUCACCUCUCCUCAGCAUUACACUCGUCCGAACCGUGUCCUUCUCCAUAUACCAGCGGUCAAAAUAUGCGCUCGAUGACUGGAUACACCAAUAUACCGGGAGCUCGCCGCUCGCCAUCGCAAACACACGAGGUGCAUGGCCUACACUAUCGACUAUCACAUGUUUUGGACUUGCAGGCGCGACAGCAGGUGCUACGAUAACAGCGAUCGCCUGCCCUUUCGAGCUGACCAAGCUGAGCGCUCAAAUUUCCGUGUUGAUGGCUGACCGCAAGGACGGCGGCGGCAAGGAUGACGCGGUGCGAAAGAGCUACCAGAAUCUCGGGACGUACAAGACUGCGCAGAACCUUAUUAGGCAUAGGGGCUGGCGAGGGUUAUACUCUGGGUUCCAUCUGCAUCUGCUUCGAGAUUCCAUCGGCACCGGAAUCUAUUUCGUUACAUAUGAGAGUAUGAAGCAGGUUUUGGCAAAUGCAAGUGGAACUUCAACUACACAUCCUCUGGCUGUAGUCGUAGCUGGUGGCAUGUGUGGGCUUGUCAGUUGGGCAUGUAUAUUCCCCAUCGACACCGCAAAGAGUAUCUACCAGCGAAACUGCCUCGUCGGAGGCAAAGAUAAGCAAACGAGGCCAAAAAUUCAGUUCUUGAACCCUCGGAUGUAUCGAGGUCUUGGCGUGUCUAUGUCCCGCUCCUGCGUAGUCAACGCCAUUUUCUUCACCGCAUUUGAGUUCACCAAGAAGCGCAUCAACGGUAUGACAUUCGACGAAGACCUUCUGCGUGAACACGAACGAAAGGAAGGGUUAUAA